CCACAAACCCUAACUGCCCUGCAAUCCUCCUUUUGACUCACCCCCCAUUCUAAAUAUGCCUACUCUCUCACCUCACCUUCCAUCUACUACCAAUUUUCUAGCCGUUAGACCGACCCCAACCCCUCCUUUCUCUCUCUAAAACUCUCCUUCUCUCUCUAAAUGCAAACCAUUUCACUCACUCGCACCACAAUCACCACCAAUCACACAAUGUCUGCAAUCAUUUCAAGAUCAAUCGAUAAUAACAACAACCCAAUCAAGCCCUCGACUUCGUCGUGUUCGGAUUUUUCAGGGAAUCAAACGGGGCCUAAAAUCGUUCCCUCUGUUUCCUGUUCUUUGAAGCGAAAGAGACCGCCCGGAAUUGAGAUACCGAACGUCCUGCGCGAGAUUCGUACCGAAACAGAGCUCGCAUUUCGAGACAGUACUCACCGCCACGACACCGUCUCUUUCGGUGGGUCUGGAGUUGGGGUUCUCUCCGUUAAAGGGAAGAAAAAGUUCAUGGAAGAUACCUACAAGAUUAUAUCUUGCUCACAUGGCAAUAAGGGAUUUUUUGGGGUUUAUGAUGGACAUGGAGGUCGGAAAGCUGCAGAUUUUGCAGCGGAGACUUUGCACGCGAAUAUAUUUGAAAUGUUGGAGAAUUCUACUAGGGAUUCAGCGAAGGAGGAAUUGGUUAAGGCUGGGUAUCUAAAAACAGACCAGGAGUUCUUGAAACAGGGUUUAGGUAGUGGUACUUGCUGUGUCACAGCCUUGAUUGAGGGGAAGGAAAUUGUUAUUUCAAACUUGGGAGAUUGCAGAGCAGUUCUCUCUAGAAGUGGGGUGGCUGAAGCCCUUACAAAAGAUCAUAGAGCAGGGCAGGAGGAUGAAAGGAAAAGAAUUGAGGAUAAGGGGGGAUAUGUGGAGCUUCACCGGGGAGCUUGGAGAGUUCAUGGGAUACUCUCUGUUUCUAGAAGCAUUGGAGACGCUCAUUUGAAGGACUGGGUACCGGCAGAACCUGAUUUACGUACCCUAUUUUUGACUCAGGACAUGGAAUAUCUUGUUUUAGCUUCUGAUGGACUGUGGGAAAAGGUUGGCAAUCAAGAAGCUGUUGAUAUGGUGAUGCAGUCAUGUUUAGUUGAAAAGAAACUGGGAUCUACAGGUCACAAUGGGGAAGAAAAUGAUGACAAAACUGGCCUCAUAUAUACAAGUCCAUCAUCAAAGUUACGGAGGAUUUCUUUGGUAAAGCAAAAGAAAAUGAUGGGUCACUCCCCAAGCAAUAAGAAAUCAGUUGAUAUCUCCAAAGAAAAUGAAAACGAUUUCGCCUGUGAAAAUGGAAGCCCCGCAUCAAAGGUUCGAAGGAUUUCAUUGAUCAACCAGAUAAGCAUGAACCAUCAAUCUCCGAAACUAGGGAAUAGUUGCUAUAAGACAUCAGUUGAUAGCUGGAAAGAAAAUGAGAAUGACUUCUUCACCUGUGAAAAUGAAAGCCCCCCAUCAAAGGUUCGAAGGAUUUCAUUGAUCAACCAGAUGAACAUGAACAGUCAAUCUCCGAAACUAGCGAAUAGUGGCUAUAAGAAGAGACCUUCCUCCGAUGGCCUUCUCGCUGCUUGUAAUGAGCUUGUGAACCGUGCUGUGAGUAGGGGUAGUUUGGAUGACAUCACUGUGAUGAUAAUUGAUCUAAACCAAUUCAAGUGUGGGAUUCCUGCUUGUUUUUCGUCCCGUGAGAGGCCAAUUGAUGACCCUACUAAUGUCAUAACAAGGUCAGGCCAGAGUUUACUAAUGUCAGUGUAUCGAACAAAGAUCGCUGGUCAAUGUCGUUUGAUCACCAUUACAUGGUACAAGAACUUGUUACUCCAUGGACUAACUGUCUCAAUUCAAGUACCAAAUGGAGACAAUCACUGCCACUGCAAGGUCGAGCUGAAACCAUGGCUCUUCUGGCGAAAACAAGGCACAAAGCAUUUGGUUGUGGAAGGUAAGUCCAUUGAUGUGGUUUGGGACCUCAAGGCUGCAAAAUUCAAUGGCGAGAUUGAGCCACAAUCGGAUUAUUAUGUCGCAAUUGUAUGUGAUGAAGAGGUGGUCUUACUCUCUGGUGAUCAAAAGAAGGAUGCUUACAGAAGAACUGGUUGUAGACCAUCUCUCAUUGAGCCUGUCUUGGUUUCGAAAAAGGAACACAUUUUUGGUAAAAACAAGUUCUUGACAAGAGCAGAGUUUCAUGAAAAGGGAAGGUUUCAUGACAUUACAAUAGAAUGCUAUUCUGUUGGAGGGUUUGAUUCAGAAAUGGAGAUCAAGAUAGAUGGGAAUUUAGUCAUUCAUGUGAAGCAUCUUCAAUGGAAGUUUAGAGGCAAUGAGUCCAUACAUGUCAAUAAAGCUAGACUAGAAGUGUAUUGGGAUGUCCAUGACUGGCUCUUUAGUUCUGGUUUAAGGCGCGCACUAUUCAUAUUUAAGCCAAUUCUAUCAUCACCAUCAUCAUCCAUAUCUCCAUCCCCAGCUUUGGUACCAUCAUCAUCAUCACUGACAUCGACGUUGUCGACGACUCUGGUGGCAAAUUCUACAUCAGCAGAGGAGUAUAACGCAUGUGGGACAUCUGAGUUUUGCUUGUUUAUAUAUGCUUGGAAAGUUGAUUGAAUAUAUGAUGAAUGUUAGAUUGAAUCAUCAUCAUCAACAUCAACAACAUACAUACCCCUUCAUGAUCACCAAAAACAUCACAUGGGUGUUGUUGGGACAAAGUGAGAAGUUUGGGGCUUAGUUACAGCUGGGAUUUUGAUGAUUAGACAUGACAUAUUGGAUCACACCUUAAUUCUCCAAUAUUUGAUCAUAUAUGUAUCAUCCAGAGGUUUGGCAAGAGUUUUUAUGUUAAUUUAUAACAUGUAAUUUUAUAUACUUGUUUAGAUUAUAUUUAUUUUAUUUAUGCUGUCAUGCUUUUUGUGGAGAAAAUUCAUGCAAUAUUCACAUUAAUUUGGCAAA
Messenger RNA from Cornus florida, 2934 nucleotides. RefSeq lists its product as uncharacterized. Gene Ontology annotation, molecular function: cation binding. The transcript is spliced from 6 exons. The record is from RefSeq and is a predicted model, not a curated record. Bases 160 to 2595 code for a protein of 811 amino acids. NCBI's taxonomy places the organism in Eukaryota, Viridiplantae, Streptophyta, Magnoliopsida, Cornales, Cornaceae.